AUUGGGAAACAGAAUGCCAUUUGGUGGAGCCAGUGAACCUGACCAUGCCCAUGGGUCACUGAAGUCUGAGUCAGACAUUUUGCAGAACACACUACCUGAAAAUGAGAAAUUCUAUUUUGAUCUGUCCAGAAUUAUUGAUAGAAAUGCAAGGCACGCUGAUGGAAUUUUCACCAGUGUCUACAGCCAUCUUUUGGCUAAACUUGCUGUGAAGAGAUAUCUACAUUCGCUUAUUAGAAAACGAGUUAGCUCCCAGGACAGUCCUGUCAAACGCCACUCUGACGCUGUCUUCACUGACAACUACAGCCGCUUUCGAAAGCAAAUGGCUGUGAAGAAAUACUUAAACUCAGUUUUAACUGGAAAAAGAAGCCAGGAAGAGCUAAACCCUGCUAAACUUCGAGACGAAGCAGAACUUCUUGAACCUUCCUUUUCAGAAAACUAUGAUUCUGUAGAUGAGCUGCUGAGCCACCUCCCACUGGACCUCUGAAGGACACCUGGUAAAGUCUAUGACAAGAACAAGUUAUUUUUGAGUUCCACAUAGUAUUUCAAAGAGAUGCCUUUAGUCAUCAAACCAGAACAAAUAUGUUGUGAAGUGAAAGUUGUGAUAUAUUUGUUUCUUAUGUAAUAAAAGUUGAUAUUUACAUUGUAAAUAUUACUCUAGAGUUCUCUACUGAAAGCUGUACAUAUGGAUGCCAGUUUAACUCAUGAGAAGUCUGUGAGUCCAUAUGCUGUAAAUCCUUUACUUCAAUAAAUU
Antrostomus carolinensis (chuck-will's-widow) is the source of this 751-nucleotide messenger RNA. RefSeq names its product VIP peptides. The annotation marks the transcript as partial. Gene Ontology annotation, molecular function: neuropeptide hormone activity; peptide hormone receptor binding. Gene Ontology annotation, cellular component: extracellular region; neuron projection. Lineage: Eukaryota; Metazoa; Chordata; Aves; Caprimulgiformes; Caprimulgidae. The transcript has 5 exons. Gene Ontology annotation, biological process: epinephrine secretion; adenylate cyclase-activating G protein-coupled receptor signaling pathway; regulation of protein localization. The record is from RefSeq and is a predicted model, not a curated record.